AUGGCGACGGCAGGAGGAGCCGCUGCAGCCAGCGGCGAGGACAAGAGCAACGGGGGCAAGAUCCCCGUACCCGUCUUCGAUGGCACGAAUAAGACCAUGAAGAAGUACCGCCGAGAGGUCGCCACCUGGCAGAUCGGGACCGAGGUCAAGCCGCCCAAGCAGGGAGCGACCUUGCUGGCCAGCCAGAAGGGCAAGGCCGAAGAGGCGUGCGAGGAGCUCGACCUGGACGCCAUCAAGGGCGACGACUCAGUGGAGGUGUUCCUGGAGUACCUCGGGAAGCGCUUUCCCGAGAUCGAAGUGCUGGAGACCCCAGCGUUGCUGGAGACCUUCGUGCGCCAGGCCUGCGUCCAACACAAGUACGAGGAGAUCCGCGACUACAACAACCGCUUCCAUGGGAUCGCCACCGAGCUGAAGGCCAAGGGCAUCCAAGUGCCCGACGAGGUCUUGGCGGACCUGUACAUCAAGGGGGCCCGCCUGCCCCCGGAGCGCGCGGCGAGCGUGCUCAACGGUGUGGGCAACCAGUUCAACCCCACCAAGAUCCAGGAGCAGUUGAUGAUCAACUUGCCCAAGGUAUCGGUCGUGGACGGCAACAAGGACAGCCACGACACAGGAGGCUACGGAGGUCACAAGAACAAGGACCACAAGCGGGCGUACGCCACGGAGACCUACGAGGAGGAUCGCAGGGCCGAGCUCGACGGCGCGUCCUCAGACAGCUCCGACGACUACGAGGACGAGCUGCCCGACGAGCUGCAGGACGUGAUCGACGAGGCGGAGGAGCAGGUAGCGUUCUUCACCAAGAAGAUGGUGCGCGCCAAGGACAAGCUGAAGGAGGCGAAGCAGGCGCGUGGCUACUUCGCCAAGCGCGACGGCGGCAACCCGCCGAAGAGAGACGAUCCCAAGCUCGCCAAGAUGAAGGCAAGGACACACUACGGCGCAUGCGGCCAGAAGGGCCAUUGGCGCGGUGACCCGCAGUGCUCGAAGAAGAACGACCCUAACGCCAAGGCCGACAUCCCGAAGAAGGGAAGCAACAGGACGAACAUCGCCACGCACGAGACCAGCGACGCGCAAGAGCCUCACGUGGCGGAGAUGACGGUCGCGGCGGUCUACCAGCAGGACCAGCGGGCCGCGGCUCGCGACAGGAAGUACGGCGCGCUGCACAGCAUCGACUGGACGCAAAUCCGCCAGGCCGCCGAGCUACCCGAAGAAGUUACGGCGGCGGCGUUCUUCAUCAAUAAGGACCACCAGUGCCUGAUGGCCGCGACGAGCUCGGCGCUGAUCUACCUCAGCGUCAAGGAGUCGGGGGGCAAGCUGACCUUCGACACGGCCUGCGCUCGGUGCGUCGGCGGCCUCGACUGGUACAACGACAUCAAGAAGAGGCUGGCCGCCUUCAACAUCCAGCCCAUCGAGUACCCCGAGAAGGAGCCGUUCCGGUUCGGGGCGUCGAAGGUGGUGUUCAGCCUCAAGGCGGCGCUGAUCCCCUGUUCGGUGAACGGCAAGGCCUUCACCGUCCGCAUGAGCAUCGUGCGCAGCGCCGUGCCAGGACUGUUCAGCCGCAAGGCCCAGAGCGAGCUGGACAUCGUCUACCACGCCGGAGACAACAAGCUGGACAUCAACUCGAUCGACGAGCACGACAUCCAGAUGGGCCUGAGCCGCGCCGGACACCCGACGCUGGACAUCACAGGCUUCGCGCCGGGCUACAAGCCCGUUUCGGACGUCUCGGAGACCAAGGCCGAGAUUCGUCUCCACCCUUGUGCUUCUUACCACGCUGAGACAGCUGUAACCAGCGCCGCCAAGCCGGCGGUGCCCGAGGCUCGCCACCAAAGGGUAGCCUCGGAGGCCGACGAGUCUCAGUCGGACACUGACUGCGACGCGCUCGAUAGCGCCGAACUGUUCGAGCAGCAGGUGCGCCAGGAGACGAGCCCGGGGGGCAGCGGCCAGAACUUGCCGACGACGAGUACUGCCCGUCUCCCGGCGAUAUCCAGCAUGCGGAUGCCGGACCUGCAGGCCGAGGUGGCAAGCUGCGACUUGGAUGUGCGCGACGCCACCUGCGACCAGCUCCGGGUGAUCUUGCGUGCGCUGAGGGCCGAGGGCCGCGAGAGCACGCCGCAGGGCGACUACAUCCCGGGGCUCGGCAAGAAUAACAAGGAGGAGCUCCAGCAGCUGCGCCGGGACCGCCAGAUCGAGUUCGACCAGCGCACGACCGUGCCGGAGCUCAGGCAGCGCCUCAAGGGCUGGAAGGUCGAGGACUCGGCCAGCAAUGCCUCGGCAACGGUGGCUCAUCCGAGCUCGCAGGUCACCGGGGCCGACAAGAUGCGCUUCGGCAAGUGCCCCACGGCGGACUACCGCUGGGUGCUCAAGAACGACCUGGGCUACGCGCAGUGGGCAGUCCUGGAGCUCAACAGCAGCCGGGCAAGCCCGCUCCUGGCGCGAUUCGCCAGGUGGGUCAAGGCGCACGGAGCGCAGCCCCUUCCCCCGGAGAAGGCCAAGACCACCUUGGAGGUAGUGAUGGCCGAGGAGGUGGUGCUGGACGACGAGUGUUUGGCGCCGGCGGCGGCGACCACGAGGGCCUCAGCAAGCCAGGGGAGCUUGGCCGGGCAUCGGCGCCAGCGUCCUCCGGAGCCGCACGAGGUGGACACCAGCGACAUGGGCUUCGAGAAGGCGGGCGAGACCGACAAGGAGGAUCCCCCGAGCGGCAUCAAGAAGGGCAAGCGCGUCGGCCUCCUCUACCAGGUCACGGGCUUGCUGAGCGCCUUCGCCUUUCAGACGGUGCUCACCGCGGACUGGCUGGCUAGACCUCUCAAGCCAGUGGUGCAGCAUGCCACCAGUGCUGCGCGAGACGUGGUCGACCACGUCCAGAACGUCAGGGAGGCCUACAGCGUUCGCAGCCACCGCGUGGACGUCAUGCAAGUGUUCGGAGGCGAAGGCGGCAUUACCGAGGCGGCGUGGAAGCGCCAGUUGACGGCCACUGAGGUGAUCGACCGCAAGUACGGAUGGGACUUACGCAAGCAGAAGGACCUCGACGCGACGUACGACCUGUACUACGCCUCAAGGCCGAAGUUCGUGUCAAUCGAGCUACCUUGCACUCACUACACGAACAUCACGCACCUCAGCUGUCGGACGCCGCAGGCCAAGCAGGCGCUCCGGCGGAUCUGGAGGGCAGAGCGGCCGUUCCUUUUAUUGGCCCGCGACCUCUUCAAGCACCAGCUCGACUCUGGCGACAUGGCCAUGAUCGAGAAUCCGGCCACCAGCCGGCUCUGGGCACAGCGCGCGAUUUUGGAGUUACUGGCGGACGAGCGCGUGCACCAGGUGAGGUGCGACAUGUGCGAGUACGGAGCUCGACACUACAAGACCGGGGGACUCAUCAAGCACCCCACGAAGCUGCUCGUUACCCACAAGGAGUUCGAGCAGCUGAAGCGCACCUGCAGCCACAAGCACCACGACCAGACCUUCGGGGACAACGUGGCGGUGGACUGCCAGUCGCACUCGUCGCCCUUCAUCGUGACAGUGCCCAGGGGGCAGGCCACAGCCUACGUGAGCGACGCCGCGCCCCUGGGAGAGACGGGCGAGCCUGAUGGGGACCCAGACCCCAUGGGCGGCGGAGACGACUUCGCCGACACUCACGACGUGCGGGCCGAAGAUACUGUGGACGGCAGGAUCGGGGUCGGCGCGAUUACCUUCGCAAAGAAAGCAGCGGCCUGCUGCAAGCCAGCCGAACUGGCCAUGCUCAAGAAACUCCAUGUCAACAUGGGCCAUCCGUCUAAUGAAGAUUUGGGCCGCAGUUUGCGACUCAAAGGCGCUAAGUCGGCCACCGUCCAGGCCGUCAAGGGGCUGAUCUGCGGGGUGUGCCGCUCGCAGCAGCGCCCGAGCGCGAGGCGACCAGCGCACCUCCACUUCGUGCAAGAUUUUGAAGACGACGUCGGCUUCGACUGCUUCGAGCUCAAGGACGUCGACGGCAAGAGCUACUGGUACUUCAAUAUCGUUGACCUGGCCACCACCUUCCACGUCGCGACGCUGAUCGGUCGCCACACCAGCCAGGAGUUCGCCGCCGCGUUCGAGAGGUGCUGGACCUCCUGGGCAGGCGUACCGGACCGAGUCCACUUCGACAUGGAGAAGGGGUUCGGCGGCGCCCUCAGCGAGCUCUUCCAGUCAUUCAACGCGGUGCAGCUGCCCAUCGCCGGUCAGGCACAUUGGCAGCUCGGUCGCGUGGAACGCCAGGGAGCUUGGUGGAAGGAGCUCGCGGCGAGGACGAUCGAGCACUCGUCGAUCAGGGGCGAGGGCGAGAUGCGGACGCUGGCCAUCAUGGUCUCGGGCGCGAACUCGCUGAGAAGGAUGCAGAACGACGACCAGCUCCGGCGAGCUAUGUUGGCUCGCGCGCGCACGGUGGCGACGCCCUUGUCAGUGGGCGAGAUGUGCUACGUCUUCCGCCAGGUCAAGAAGAAGGAGCAGCGGGAGCAGCACAACCGCAACGCCAAGAAGGGCAUCUGGCGAGGGCCGUGCGUAGUCAUCGGCCACCAAGGCGAGAACACCUGGGUCUCGCUAGGAGGGCACACCAUGCUGGCGGCCCCGGAGCACAUCAAGGCACUCGCUCCGGACGACGUCUGGUUCCCGAUCGGCAGGGGCGAGAUCGGUCAGGCCGUGGCCGAGCUCAACCGGGCUCGCGACUCGCUCGAACAGGAAGAGGCUCCGGUGGAGGAGAUCCGCCCGGCGCCUGGCGAGCCCGAGGUCAAGCCAGACGAGAUGGAGCAGGCGUGGCGGGAAUUUAUCGACAACCCGGGCGACAGCGACCUCAGGCUGAACGUCUCCGAGGAUCCGCCCCAGCAGGAGCAGAUCCAGGUGCUGCCCGCCGACGUGCCGCAGCAAGCUGAAGAAGAGCGAACCUACGGCCCUGACGAGUUCCGACGACGUCGAGCUACCUUCGACGGGGGGGGCAGCGGCGAUUUCGGCCCGGCCUUCAAGCGCCUCCAGACCGAGAGGGAGCACGCAGGCUCUGGCGCCAUGUCGGCUCCAAGACAAGAACUGCAAACCUCCAUCAUGACCGGGAGGAUCAAGCGCAAGCAGGCCGACAUGGAGAUCCACUGGAGAGCCAUCAAGGACUCCGAUCGGGAGCUCUUCAGGGAGGCGGCCGCAAAGCAGUGGAGCGAGUGGCAGAAGUAUGGCUCUUGUCAGGUACUCUCCAUCGAGGAGUCCGAGGCGAUCAGGAGCAUGAUCAAGCCCAGCCUCAUCCUGCCCAGCCGGUUCGUGUACCGGGACAAGAACGCCCCGCUGCGGACCGACAAGCAUCCGCUGCCGGUCAAGGCGAAGGCCCGACUCUGCGUCGGGGGUCACAUGGACCCGCGCCUCGCUCAGGGGGACCUGUGGACGGGCGCGCCCACGGUGACCCGCAACUCGACCAUGCUGUUCUUCACUAUCUGCCAGAGGUUCGACCUGGAGAUCUACGCGGCGGACGUGGAGGCGGCUUUCAUGCAAGGCGACAAGCAGCCCGACCAGCAGCUGCACAUGGCCCAGCCUCGCGAAGGUCUGCCUGGGCUCAACCCGAAGCAGCUGAUCAAGAUCCCCAAGGGAGUUUUCGGGCUGGCGACGGCACCGAGGCAGCGGCGGGCGAAGCUCAAGAGGACCUUGCUCGCGGUGGAGGAGAAGCUGAACGACAACUACGUGUUCCGCCUGCACCGGCACUCGCUGGACCCAGCGCUGUACUACGGCUACGACCAGCACGGGGAGCUCUGUGCGGUGGUGGUCGCCCACGUGGACGACUUGCUGCUGGGGAUCUCGCGCAAGUGCCCGGGCCUCUACGACAGGCUUCACAAGCUUUUGCCCUGGGGCGACUGGCGAGGCACGCCUUUUACCUUUUGCGGCAAGCAGGCCCGGCGAGAUCAAGAAGGAGUAGUGCAUCUACGACAAACCGAGUACGCGAACACCAUCGAGGAGAUUCCGCUCAGCAAAGAGCGCAAGACGGAACUGUCGUUAGAUGCUACGCCAGCCGAGUUCUCGGACAACCGCUCCGCACUCGGAGCGCUCGGGUGGCUUUCAUCGCAGACUCGUCCCGACCUGGCAGCUGGAGUGGCCAUGAGGCAGCGAACCCAGAACAAGCCCACCAUCCAGGACUUGCUCGAGACGAACAGGCUCAUCAAGCUGGCGCGGAAGCACGCGGACGUGGGUUUGGAGUUCCUCAAGCUACGUGGACCUCUGUGCCUGGUGACGUUCCACGACGCCAGUUGGGCCAACGCUGAUGAGCCAGCUGAAGGCGCCAUCUCCAAGUUGCUCGCCAAGACCAUGGGAGCAAACAGUAAGGACAAGAAGAUCAAGAUUCGCUCGCAGGCCGGCUACGUGAGUUUUCUCGCAGAG
Messenger RNA from Prorocentrum cordatum, 6342 nucleotides. The record is from the annotation of a GenBank genome assembly. Lineage: Eukaryota; Dinophyceae; Prorocentrales; Prorocentraceae.